Molecule: messenger RNA, 505 nt
Organism: Ceratina calcarata
Lineage: Eukaryota; Metazoa; Arthropoda; Insecta; Hymenoptera; Apidae
Product: sulfotransferase family cytosolic 1B member 1-like
Exons: 2
Coding region: 81-413 (110 amino acids)
Molecular function (GO): sulfotransferase activity
Source: RefSeq, a predicted model, not a curated record
UUCUAAUAGUCCCUUGGAGUCCUUAUUGGGAGCAUUUAAAGGAAGCAUGGGCACAGAGAAACCAUCCAAACGUUUUAUUCAUGUUCUACGAAGAUAUGAAACAUGAUUUCCCAAAAGCAAUGAAACAGGUUGCCAAAUUCCUUGGUAAAUCUUAUACAGAGGAGCAAUUAAAAAAAUUAGCGGAAUAUUUGGAUAUUAAAAAUUUCCGAGACAACCCGAUGGUUAAUUCAACAGAAUUAAAAGAGUGUGGCGUGAUAGAGUCAGGGGUAUUUGUGAGGAAAGGUCAAAGCGGCGGAUGGAAAGAUAUGUUCUCCCCGGAACUUAACGCCAGAGCUAAUGAAUGGAUAAAAGAAAAUAUGAAAAAAACUGACAUUAGAUUCCCAUAUUUCGAUAUUUUUAACGACAGUAAUUGAAGUUGUAUACUACAAUUGUGAUUCAUUUAUUUCCGUUAUCUCUAACAAUGAGAAUUUAUAUAUUUUUCUACUAAUUCUAAUUUUCUUCUAAU